AUGAUUGCUCCUAUCACCGGCAAGUACCGCAAGCAGAUCAUCAAGGAUAUUAGCAUCUCCCUCGUUCUCGGUGCCGUUGGUGGUGCUGCCUGGUGGAACCUUUACCACGUCCCUAAUGUCCAGGUUCGCGAUGCUUACUACGCCAAGCUCGAGGCUUCCAAGCGCCAGUAA
Messenger RNA from Phycomyces blakesleeanus NRRL 1555(-), 171 nucleotides. It is a transcript of the gene COX9, whose product is annotated as subunit VIIa of cytochrome c oxidase. The transcript has a single exon. The record is from RefSeq and is a predicted model, not a curated record. The coding region runs from base 1 to 171 and encodes 56 amino acids. NCBI's taxonomy places the organism in Eukaryota, Fungi, Mucoromycota, Mucoromycetes, Mucorales, Phycomycetaceae. Gene Ontology annotation, biological process: mitochondrial electron transport, cytochrome c to oxygen.